This is a messenger RNA of Diachasmimorpha longicaudata, 1421 nucleotides long. RefSeq lists its product as uncharacterized. NCBI's taxonomy places the organism in Eukaryota, Metazoa, Arthropoda, Insecta, Hymenoptera, Braconidae. The record is from RefSeq and is a predicted model, not a curated record. The coding region runs from base 153 to 920 and encodes 255 amino acids. Gene Ontology annotation, cellular component: membrane. The transcript is spliced from 3 exons.
GGGGGGCGCAAGUAAGUUAACAAAGUGGGAGGGGGCAAUAUCCCCGAGUACGGUGUCUUGGUCUGUGGUACACCUGACCAGAUAUAUAGAGCUAGGGCAGGGCUUCCGUUACUUACAGUCCACGUAGAGUGUUCUCGAGGGGAAUUAAAGGCAUGAAGAUGAUAUUCGCCCACCGUUACGUUUUCAUUGGUCUGCUGGUGGCUGGGGUGGCCUCGGCAAGGUCAACUGAGACUAAAGCCAAUUCUAUUGAUGAGCAGAGUGGUAGAUCGUCUAAUGGUUUAUUCGGAGAAUUGCGGUCUGUUUAUCAAAUGUAUAAGGAUUGCUCGGGCGCUGAGCUGAGUUCAUGCCUGAAGCUGAGACUCUUGACGGCUAUGGAUCGGGUCGCCAGGAGUGCGCAGCUGAAUAUUGCUGAGGGGGUCACUGUUGUCAAGGAUGACAACAUUCAGGAGAAGGAGGAAACACCAAAGACACCGCAGGAGAUCGAAGCCAAUUUACCGCGGUCCCUUGAGGACAAGGAAGAUGCCCUCAACACCAUGAUCUUCGAUAAGUUUAUUAGAUUCUUCCAGAGUCAUACGUUGAAGCUCAAACUGCCAAAUGUUGAGGAGUUGUCUAGGAGUCUGACGGAGGAAGCCCGAGGCAAGAAGAAGAAAGGCAUGGGUGGUCUCCUGGCGAUUCCCCUGCUGAUCGGUGGUACCCUAGUACCCCUCGCCCUCGGUGCCCUGGCCCUUCUCGCUGGUAAGGCCCUCAUCGUCUCCAAACUCGCCCUGGUCCUCGCCUCCAUCAUUGGCCUCAAGAAACUCGUAUCCAGUCACGAUCACGGACACGAGGUGGUCCAAGUUGGUGGACAUGGUGGCAGUGGAUGGGCGAGGGCUGGUCAGGAGCUCGCAUAUUCAGCUUACAAACCAGUUAAUGCCUCGUAAAUUCGGGCCCUAAAGUCCCGAUCAAGAGCGUUAAUCAACCCCUCAUUCUUCACUUAUUUAAAAUCCUCCCCUUCACCCAUCUCCCAUCAUCGAUCCUCCAACAUGGACGGGAUAACUCUCACCCAUGUAGCUGCACUGUGAUUCAAAUAUUUUCACUUCUUUCCUGAGAAAUCUACCCUCAAUAUUUUCCCCCUUCAUCGUAACUAAUGGCACCCAGCACUGAUCGUUUCCUAUUUAUUAUCUCAUGUCUCCUCCCCCCAUCAUCCUCCAUUAUCCCCUUUCCCUCCUGUUCUCCCUAAUCACCUCUCCCUUUACCUCAUCAUCAGCACAGAUCGUUAUCAUCUCACAGUAUUUAUUUGUACCACAAAUGUAAUAUUGUAAGUCCAAUCAGGUCGUCGUAAAUCAAGAAAGAAAAUGUAUAUUUAUAGAACCGAAAUUUUCUUUUCAAUCAAGACGAAGAAAAAACAAGACAAGAAUGAGACUAAUAAAUGAUAAGACCUA